This is a messenger RNA of Acanthosepion pharaonis, 741 nucleotides long. The record is from the annotation of a GenBank genome assembly. Lineage: Eukaryota; Metazoa; Mollusca; Cephalopoda; Sepiida; Sepiidae.
AUGGGUACCAUUCCAUAUCUAUCUAUCUAUCUAUCUAUCUAUCUAUCUAUCUAUAUAUAUAUAUAUAUAUUCUUUAUUCCUUCUUUUUUUUAUUCCCUUUUAAUUUUCCCCCUCUUUUCAUUCCGUCUAUUCACUUUCUUCUUGAUUUCUUUUAUGAAUUUGUUCUCAUCUUAUCACCAUUUUUUAUAUUAUUUUUCUUUCUUUCUUUCUUUCUUUCUUUCUUUCUUUCUUUCUUUCUUUCUUUCUUUCUUUCUUUCUUACGCAUAUCCGGGCUUAAUCACCACUAUUCUUUCUUUCUUUUUUGAUUGUUUGUUUGUUCUUCGUUUCUUUCUUUCUUUCUUUCUUUCUUUCUUUCUUUCUUUCUUUCUUUCUUUCUUUCUUUCUUACGCAUAUCCGGGCUUAAUCACCACUAUUCUUUCUUUCUUUUUUGAUUGUUUGUUUGUUUUUCGUUUCUUUCUUUCUUUCUUUCUUUCUUUCUUGGUUGCUUGCUUCUUUCUUUCUUUCUUUCUUUCUUUCUUUCUUUCUUUCUUUCUUUCUUUCUCACCCUUCUUCUUUCAGUUCCUCUUUACGCCCUGUUUUUUAUACACUUUCAGUCUUUAUUUAUUUUCAUCUCUCACUUCAUUUAACCUUUCCUAUUUCUUUCUUUACUCACUUUCUCCGAUUCCUUUUCUUCGAUUUCUCUGCUUUCCUUCAUUUCUUAAAUUUCUUCAUCCACUUGUUUCUCGCGUAUAUUUGUUUUGA